AUGUUUCAUCGGGUGCUGAUACGCGUUGAUGAUCAGCAUUGUCUGCGCUUCUUUUGGAAGGAUGACGAUCAAGCAACGGAGCCAAGUGUCUACGUAGUGCAGGUUAUGACUUUCGGCGCCUGCUGCUCUCCGAGUACAGCACAAUAUGUGAAAAAUAUCAACGCUAAGAGAUUCGAGCAAGAUCAUCCGACAGCUGUUGAUGCAAUCGUCAAACGACAUUACGUGGACGAUAUGCUAGUGAGCGUAGAGUCCGUAGAAGAAGCAGUCCAACUGGUUCAGGACGUGAAAAAAAUUCAUGCAGCAGCCGGGUUUGAAAUGUUAAACUGGAUAUCGAAUUCCCGUGGCGUCUUGGCUGCCAUCAGUGAAGAAACCACACCAGAGAAAAACCUCGACAUCGGUAAGGAAAGUACAACUGAGAAAGUGCUUGGCAUGUGGUGGGACACCUCAAAGGACUGCUUUACCUACAAGGUCUCUUCACGAUACGAACAGGACCUCAUUUCAGGAAAUCGAAGACCCACAAAAAGAGAGGUUCUUCGAACGCUAAUGAUGGUUUUUGACCCGUUGGGACUAAUCGCGCACGUUUUGAUGUUCCUCAAGGUGUUGCUCCAGGAGAUCUGGCGUACUCCAGUUGGCUGGGACGAUCCAAUCGAGGAUGCACAAUACGAUAAAUGGCUUUCGUGGUUGGCAGUUUUCCCGCACAUAGCAACCAUCGAAAUUCCACGCUGCUACCGAACGCUUACACCCACGGGAGCAGGCACAGUAGUACAGAUGCAUACGUUCGUCGAUGCUAGCGAGAGCGGAUUCGCAGCGGUGGUGUACCUUCGAUUUGAGAACCAUGAUACUGUGGAAUGUGCCCUGGUGAGCGCAAAAACAAGAGUUGCGCCACUUAAGUUCCUAUCGAUCCCUCGUUCCGAACUACAAGCAGCAGUUAUCGGUGUGAGGCUUGCCGAUACGAUAUCUAAAUCACUUUCAAUCGCCGUCAGCCGUCGAAUAUUCUGGUCGGAUUCUAAAGACGUACUCUGUUGGCUUCGUUCAGAUCACAGACGGUACAGUCAAUUUGUAGCUUUCCGCGUCAGUAAAAUCCUUGAGACAACGGAGGUUUGUGAGUGGCGAUGGGUACCGACGAAACAUAACGUUGCUGACGAAGGGACGAAGUGGAAAGGAGCACCUAACUUGGCAAGUAACAGUCGCUGGCUCCGAGGACCAAAAUUCCUUCUCCUUAAGGAAGAAGACUGGCCAGUAAACCCAUUUCCCGUGAGGACCACUGAAGAGGAGCUUCGACUGCAUCUGUUAGUGCAUAUACAGCCUAGUGAUCCGGUAAUACGUCCACAGGAUUUCUCCAAAUGGAACAAGCUGCUACGCGUAUCAGCCUACGUAUUGCGGUACAUCAACAAUUUGAAACGUAGUUGCUAUGGAAAACCACGUGUGUCUGGGGAACUGAAGAGAAAAGAUUUCAUCGAUGCAGAAAAUCAUUUUGUUCAGUCCACCGCCUUCGCAGAGGAGAUAGUGAUCCUCAAUAAGAAUCGUGCGCUAAAAAAUUCAAUGAAAAGGAUUCCCAGAUCAAGUCUGUUGUACCAGUGGAAUGCAUUUUUGGAUGAAAACGAUGUGCUUCGUGUCAAAGGUCGAACGAAGGCAUGCGCGUUCAUUGAUCGCGAUGCAGCCGAACCGAUAAUUCUUCCGCGGGAUCACCCUGUAACUCGCCUUAUCAUCUCUUCCAUACACGAACGAUUCCUUCAUCAAAACCAUGAGACGGUAAUUAAUGAAGUACUUCAACGGUACCGUAUCCCUCGGCUAAAAGCAGCAUAUCGCCAGAUCCGCAAAGAUUAUCAACAGUGCAAAAUUCUUCUCGCCAACCCACAGCCUCCGGCAAUGGGUGAUCUUCCUCCAGCUCGACUAGCCGCCUUCAGUCGUCCCUUCACUCAUAUGGGGGUCGACUACUUCGGUCUGAUCUUGGUAUCAAUCGGAAGACGAAACGAGAAACGGUGGGGGGUUCUCGCCACUUGCUUAACCACUCGCGCCAUUCACCUGCAGAUCGCUUAUAAAUUGACAACCGACUCCUGCGUAAUGGCAAUCCGGAACAUAAUGGCCAGGAGGGGGAUUCCAGCAAGGAUCUACAGUGACCGUGGAACUAAUUUCCGUGGUGCAAACAAGGAAUUGCAAAACGCGAUCGAAAAUCUCGACCACGACGCCCUGAUAGCUGAGUUUACAUCGAGCCACAUCGAGUGGUCUUUCAAUCCUCCCGCCACGCCUCACAUGGGUGGAGCGUGGGAGCGGUUGAUCCGAACCGUCAAGCAGAAUCUCGCGCGACUUCAAACUAGCAGACUCCCGACCCAAGAAGUUCUGGAGAGCAUGUUGGUAGAAAUCGAGAACAUCGUCAACUCCCGUCCUCUGACCAACAUUCCGGUUGAAGACGAUGAUUCCCCUGUGUUGACUCCCAACCACUUCCUGUUGGGGUCAGCCAACGGCCUAAGAUCGUGGGUGCCCUUGGACGAUAACCCGAUUUUGCUUAGAAAUAGCUGGAAGCAGUCACAGAUGCAAGCAGACAUCUUCUGGAGAUAUUGGGUACGAGACUACAUGCCUACGAUAAAUCGUAGGACCAAAUGGUUCACUCCAGUUGAACCCAUCAAACUUGGUGAUUUGGUCAUCAUCGUGGAUCCGAAGUUAGCCAUAAAUUGCUGGCCUAAAGGCCGUGUGAUUGCGACCUGUCCAUCGGCCGAUGGUCAGGUAAGGCGGGUUACUGUACAGACUUCUGGAGGCAUUUUUGAGCGACCAGCGGUGUCCUUAGCUGUACUCGACGUAGGCGUUAAGACAAACGCGCUUCAGGAGUAG
This is a messenger RNA of Toxorhynchites rutilus septentrionalis, 2829 nucleotides long. RefSeq lists its product as uncharacterized. Gene Ontology annotation, biological process: DNA integration. The record is from RefSeq and is a predicted model, not a curated record. Gene Ontology annotation, molecular function: nucleic acid binding. Lineage: Eukaryota; Metazoa; Arthropoda; Insecta; Diptera; Culicidae. Bases 1 to 2829 code for a protein of 942 amino acids. The transcript has a single exon.